CGGACCGCGCGGAAUCCGGAGCGCUUUUAUAAACGCUGCGCCAGCAGAAACGCAGAGACGCGUAUUGUGCUCGCUCCCGAGGCUCAACAAUUUACAGAGCUCAAUCUACGAUUAUUCUCGCUUGGGUGAAGCUCUGUUGUCCUCUGUAGAUAUUCGAGCCUGCAUUACAUAUUUUUCAUCUACUUUACAUUCCUUAUUUAUCUAAACUUGUUAAACUAUGAUUUGGGUAACUCUCUUCAGCAUCGGCGUCUUGGUUACUUCGUUGAAUGCCGAUGCGCGCCUCAGUAAACGUUACGUGGUCGGAGGCUGUCCGAAUCACUGUGAUAAGUCCAUGUGUCCGGCGAUGCCGAAAGACUGUCCGACGGGGCAGGUGAUGGAUCAUUGUAACUGCUGCCUGGUGUGCGCGUCCGGAGAAGGAGAGGCGUGCGGCGGAGUGGGUAAACUGGGUGACCCAGUGUGUGGAGAGGGUCUGGAGUGCUCUGUCACCGGAGGAGUGGGGUACUCUGCUACUGUCAGAAGAAGAGGGAAAAGUGGGCUCUGCGUUUGCAGAAGCAGCGACCCGGUGUGUGGCAGUGAUGGGGUCUCGUAUCGGAACGUCUGCGAACUAAAGCGAGUCAGUAACCGAGCGCAGAGCCUACAGCAGCCGCCCGUACUGUUCAUUCAGCGGGGAGCGUGUGGGACAGCGGCCCAUGAAAACCCAAACAGCCUGAGAUACAAGUACAAUUUCAUUGCUGAUGUUGUAGAGAAGAUUGGCCCUGCUGUGGUUCAUAUUGAACUGUACCGCAAGAUGGUGUAUUCAAAGCGAGAGAUGGCAGUGGCGAGUGGGUCAGGUUUUGUGGUGUCUGACGACGGCCUCAUUGUGACAAAUGCCCAUGUGGUUGCCAAUAAAAACAGAGUGAAGGUGGAACUCAAAAACGGAGCCUCAUAUGACGCCAAGAUCAAAGAUGUCGACGAAAAGGCAGACAUCGCCCUUUUAAAGAUCGAUCCACCGAGUAAGCUUCCAGUGCUUCUGCUUGGCCGAUCGGCUGACCUCAGACCAGGAGAAUUCGUGGUUGCCAUCGGCAGCCCAUUUUCCCUCCAGAACACAGUUACCACAGGGAUAGUAAGCACCACGCAGAGAGGGGGGAAAGAGUUGGGCCUGCAGAACUCUGAUAUGGAUUACAUUCAGACUGAUGCCAUCAUUAAUUAUGGCAACUCAGGAGGACCAUUAGUCAAUCUGGAUGGUGAGGUGAUUGGGAUCAACACAUUGAAGGUGACAGCUGGAAUCUCCUUUGCUAUUCCUUCAGACAAGAUACGACAGUUUCUCGCUGAGUCGUAUGACAGACAGGUCAGAGGUCAAGGAGCAAUGCUUAAAAGAUAUAUUGGUGUUCGAAUGAUGACCCUCACUCCUGCACUGUCCAAAGAGUUGAGAGGUCGACUGCGAGACUUCCCUGACAUCACGUCAGGAGCCUAUGUCAUCGAGGUCAUCUCUAAAACCCCAGCUGCAGCUGGUGGACUUAAAGAGCAUGAUGUCAUAAUUUCCAUCAAUGGUCAGCAAAUCUCAACUGCAACGGAUGUAAGUUCAGCCAUCAAAAAGGACACCACUUUAAGUGUGGUAGUUCGACGAGGCAAUGAGGAUGUCAUCCUUACUAUCAUUCCCAUGGAGAUUGACCCUUGAACUUUAACAAAGCUGGUGCACAUCGACCCCACCAAUGAACUCACUGGGUGUAUCCCCUGGCCAAUUUUCCAUGUUCUUGAAAUGAAUGGCAGGGUGAAAGCUCUGCCUGAAAUGUUUAGACUGAAUAGAGCACAUGUUGAUCCAUGAUCACAUUUAUUAAUGUUUUAAAAAAAUCAUUAAAUAUUUUAGAGGAUGCUACUGCUGUUUACAACAUAAGCCAUUGGACAUUAGAUUUGUCUUUUUUCCAGAUUAGAUUUUGUCUUCAAAUUUCCAACAGUUUUUCAAAACUGAAUUUUGUAUUAUUAUUAUUUUAAAUGUUUUGUAAAUUAAACUGAAAUUGUACUCUUUUGAAUAGAUUAAAACCUUUUGAUAUUGCGCUUUUCAAGAGCAUAAAUAUUUUAUAAUAAAAGUUUCACAUGA
Xyrauchen texanus (razorback sucker) is the source of this 2077-nucleotide messenger RNA. RefSeq names its product serine protease HTRA1A-like. The record is from RefSeq and is a predicted model, not a curated record. Gene Ontology annotation, molecular function: serine-type endopeptidase activity; protein binding. The coding region runs from base 218 to 1657 and encodes 479 amino acids. The transcript is spliced from 9 exons. Gene Ontology annotation, cellular component: extracellular region. Gene Ontology annotation, biological process: programmed cell death; proteolysis; positive regulation of apoptotic process. Lineage: Eukaryota; Metazoa; Chordata; Actinopteri; Cypriniformes; Catostomidae.